CCCCCCCGCCCCCCACUACCGACGCCCGUUCGCAGCCAGGCGCCGCCGAGGCGGCUCUGCGGGCGCGGAGCGAGCGCGGCCCCGGCCCGCCGGCGGCGGCGGCGGCAGCGGCGGCAGGAUGAAGUUCGCCGAGCACCUCGCGGCGCACAUCACCCCCGAGUGGCGGAAGCAGUACAUCCAGUAUGAGGCUUUGAAGGAGAUGCUAUAUGCAGCUGUGGACCAGGCCCCUUCUAUAGAAGACACAGAUGAGGACACGGUGAAAAGAUGUUUUGCCACGUUUGAAGAGAAAUUCUUCCAAACCUGUGAGAAAGAACUUGCCAAAAUCAACAUUUUCUAUUCAGAGAAGCUUGCGGAAGCGCAGCGCAGGUUCACCACGCUCCGCACCGAGCUGCAAUCCACCUUGGAGGCACAGAAGGAGGCCAGCGGGGCCUCCACGCUGCCGCGGCGCCGCAAACCCGUCUUCCACCUGUCCCACGAGGAGCGGGUCCAGCACAGGAACAUCCGAGACCUGAAAUUGGCCUUCAGCGAGCUCUACCUCAGCCUCAUCCUGCUGCAGAACUAUCAGAACCUGAACUUCACCGGCUUCCGCAAGAUCCUGAAGAAGCAUGACAAGAACCUGGAGACGACGCGGGGCGCGGAGUGGAGGGUGGCCGAGGUGGAGGUGGCUCCCUUCUACAUCUGCAAGAAGAUCAACCAGCUUAUCUCCGAAACAGAGGAACUGGUGACCAACGAGUUGGAAGAUGGAGACAGACAGAAGGCAAUGAAACGUCUGCGUGUUCCACCCUUAGGAGCAGCUCAGCCUGUACCAGCCUGGACUACAUUCAGGGUUGGAUUGUUCUGUGGGUUGUUCAUUGCACUGAACGUCACUGUCAUACUUUCAGGUGUGGCUUUUAUAGAUGGACCAAAUGUGUGGCCACUGGUGAGAAUCUAUCGAGGUGGCUUUCUCCUGAUAGAAUUCCUCUUUCUCCUGGGUAUCAACACCUAUGGCUGGAGACAGGCUGGAGUCAACCACGUCCUCAUCUUCGAGCUCAACCCCCGCAGCAACUUGUCCCAUCAACAUCUCUUUGAGAUUGCUGGUUUCCUGGGUGUUUUGUGGUGCCUGAGCCUGCUGGCAUGUAUAUAUCGUCAAUUCACCUACAUCCCCAUGCAGGUGAACCCACUCAUCUUGUAUGGCUUCAUGUUGCUUUUCCUCAUCAACCCUACCAAAACCUUAUAUUACAAGUCCCGUUUUUGGCUGCUCAAACUAUUGUUUCGAGUAUUCACUGCUCCCUUCCACAAGGUAGGCUUUGCAGAUUUCUGGCUGGCUGACCAGCUCAACAGCCUGGUGGUGAUACUUAUGGAUUUGGAAUACAUGAUCUGCUUCUACAGCUUUGAGGUUCAGUGGGAGGACAAUGCUGGACUUCUGGCAGAUACAGAUAAUCAGAUUUGUAACAGCUACUCCUACGGAGUGAGAGCAGUUGUCCAGUGCAUCCCUGCUUGGUUGCGAUUCAUCCAGUGCCUGCGCCGUUACCGCGAUAACAAACGGGCCUUUCAUCUGGUUAACGCUGGAAAAUAUUCCACCACCUUCUUCGUGGUGACAUUUGCAGCCCUCUACAGCACUCACAAAGCUAAAAACCACAGUGACACCGAAGUGUUCUUCUACCUGUGGAUUAUCUUCUGUUUCAUCAGCUCUUGCUAUACCCUCAUUUGGGACCUAAAGAUGGACUGGGGUCUCUUUGACAAAAAUGCUGGUGAAAAUACCUUUCUCCGAGAAGGAAUUGUCUACCCACAGAAAGCAUACUACUAUUGUGCCAUUGUAGAAGAUGUCAUCCUGCGUUUUGCGUGGACCAUCCAGAUCUCCCUCACUUCCAUGCAAAUCUUUCCCUACGCUGCAGACAUCAUUUCUACUGUGUUUGCCCCACUUGAGGUGUUCCGGCGGUUUGUGUGGAAUUUCUUCCGCCUGGAGAACGAGCACCUGAACAACUGCGGGGAGUUCCGUGCCGUGAGGGACAUCUCGGUGGCGCCGCUCAACGCCGACGACCUGACGCUCCUGGACCAGAUGAUGGACCAGGAGGACGGCGUGCGCAACCGCCGCAAGAGCAAGCAGUGGAAGCGCAGCCUGAGCGUGUCGCUGCGCCGGCCGCGCCUCGGCACACAUUCCAGUGUCCCGUGUCCCUCCUGCCCUGGCAGCACAGCUGUGCCGCCCUACCCUUUGGCCAGGGAGCAAGCCGAGGCUGAGGCACAGCAGGUCGAAGGCUUCUGACACAAAGGUAUUGAUAGAGGACCUAACAAACGAAGUGAACACAUGAGAUGGCCACGUUCUCUUAUUCCACAUCCUUUGUUUUCUCGUUCUGUUCCCCUCUUCCCCAAGUAACCCGAGCUCUGGUACAGAUCCAGCUGAAAACAGGAGAAAACACUGAACACGUUUUCUGAGCUCUUCCAGACCAGAUCCUAUGGACUCCAACAAGCUCACUGUGUUUCGUUUCUUUUCUUCUGGGUUAAUUUUAAUGUUCUAUUUUAAACAAACAAACAAACAAACAAAAAUAAAAUAUUUUACUUUGUUUUGCCAAUAAAGAGGACAGUUCAGGAA
This is a messenger RNA of Zonotrichia leucophrys gambelii, 2569 nucleotides long. RefSeq names its product xenotropic and polytropic retrovirus receptor 1 (gene XPR1). Gene Ontology annotation, cellular component: plasma membrane; Golgi apparatus; cytoplasm. The record is from RefSeq and is a predicted model, not a curated record. The transcript is spliced from 16 exons. Gene Ontology annotation, molecular function: inositol hexakisphosphate binding. Bases 119 to 2242 code for a protein of 707 amino acids. NCBI's taxonomy places the organism in Eukaryota, Metazoa, Chordata, Aves, Passeriformes, Passerellidae. Gene Ontology annotation, biological process: phosphate ion transport; cellular response to phosphate starvation.